This is a messenger RNA of Asterias rubens (European starfish), 552 nucleotides long. RefSeq names its product histidine triad nucleotide-binding protein 1-like. The record is from RefSeq and is a predicted model, not a curated record. Gene Ontology annotation, molecular function: hydrolase activity. The transcript has 3 exons. NCBI's taxonomy places the organism in Eukaryota, Metazoa, Echinodermata, Asteroidea, Forcipulatida, Asteriidae. Gene Ontology annotation, cellular component: cytoplasm; nucleus. The coding region runs from base 54 to 434 and encodes 126 amino acids. Gene Ontology annotation, biological process: purine ribonucleotide catabolic process.
GCCUUCCUUGUAAGUUAAUUGUAGUUGGCCUGCAGCUGCUGAAAAGUGCAAUCAUGGCGGACGAAGUAGCUAAAGCACAAACGGCCCAGCCUGGGGGAGACACAAUUUUUGGCAAGAUCAUCAGGAAGGAAAUCAUCUCAACUAUGAUAUAUGAAGACGAGCAGUGUGUAGCCAUAGAAGACGUCAAUCCUGCUGCUAAGGUGCACUACUUGGUCAUUCCCAAGAAGCAAAUUACUCAACUCUCAAAAGCAGAAGAAACAGAUGAACAGCUUCUCGGUCAUCUCUUGCUUGUAGCCAAGAAGGUCGCAGAACUAGGCGGCUUGAAAGAAGGCUAUCGUGUUGUCAUCAACGACGGCAAAGACGGUGCACAGAGUGUCUACCAUUUACAUUUACAUGUCAUCGGUGGCCGAGUCAUGGGAUGGCCACCAGGCUAGAGUUAUUCAUCAUACCAAAGCUUUCUCAUUGGUCCUCUGUUCAACAAUAGCGCCCUCAUCAGUUUUAGUAAGACCAGGGCCCAAUUUCACAAAGAGCUAAGAUUGAUCUUAACUGCAA